Paramecium sonneborni is the source of this 4499-nucleotide messenger RNA. The record is from the annotation of a GenBank genome assembly. Lineage: Eukaryota; Ciliophora; Oligohymenophorea; Peniculida; Parameciidae.
AUGAAUUCGAAAUAAUUUUCUAGAGCUCAUAAAUAAAUUAAAGAAGAAUAGCUGCACAAUAAUAAAUUAGAUUCCUUGAUUAAUGAGAUUAAUAUUAUGUCUCCUGAUAAUGGAGAAAUUUCAUGUCUUCAUUCUAAAUAAGUCCAAGAAAAAUAAAAAAAUCCAGCCGAUUCUAACAAAGAGGUAAUAAGAUGAAUUAAUUAAUUUAGCAAUUUCCAAAGAAAGACUCUUUAGUAAUAAGAAUUUUAAAGAAUGUUGAACAUUUAAAAAGAGAAAAAUAAAAAAUUAAAGAUUUUCGAAUGAAUUCAUAAUGUUCAUUCCAAGGUGAAAAUGAAAUUUAAGUCUAUCAUAGAAGAGUUGUUAGUUUGUAGAACGAAAAUACACAAAAAUCCGAUAUUUACUAAAUUCCAAUCCCAUAGUCAAUAAAAUUAUUAUAAACUGAUCUACUUAAACAUAAAAAAUAAGACAAUAUCAUUAAAAAGUCUCUAAAUAAAGAAGGAUGUAUUCUAAUAAAAGAGUUAUUUUUUAUAAGCACAAUUAAGGCAAUAAUAACUAUUUAUUAAAACAUAAUAAAAUUUCACAAAACAGUCAAUAUAAAGGAUUUGCCAGAAUUAUCUCAAUAGGAUAAAAUUGAAUCAUAUAGUGGAGAUUAUGUAAAUUAGAUUAGAUAAAAAUUAAAGCUCAAAUAAGAUUUUAGCUUUUACAAUUUAUUUUUUUGGAAAUUUAAUUCUUGUUUUACUAUCAUAAUGUUGAUUUUAGGAAUGAUAGAAUCAAACUCAAAUUUUAUUAUUUCGCUUUUGCUGUAUAAUAUAAUAGAAAACUUUUAAAAUGGUGAUAAAGAAUAGGCUCAAUUGGAUGCAUUGUAUUUAACAUUUUUAUCAAUUGUUACAAUAAUUGGAAGACAUUAUUAAUAGUAAAAUAUUUCAUUAUAAAUAAUAGCAUUUAACUUAGUAAAUUUGGAGGAAAACUUAGAUAAAUUUUAAUGUAUAUUUUGAUUGAGAAAAUAUCAACUUUAUCAAGUUGUUCAAUUUAGAAAUCAAAUUCUGGUUCCAUUUUAAAUAUUAUUUGUAGUGAUUUAUCAACUUUAGAAUGGUAAUAUGGAUAUAUUUAUUGUAUACCAAUAGUUCCAAUUUCAUUAUUAUGUUCUGGCUGGAUUUUGUGGGUAAAGUUUAUUUUUGGAGAUUUUAGCUUUAAUUUUAAGGACCAUAUGGUUUGAUGGCUGUGUUGAUCUGUGUUAUUACUUAUCCAACUCAAACAAUAAUUUAAAAAUGCAUUUAAGCAAAGAUAAAAAAAUUAAAAGAAUACUAAGACUUAAGAUUAAAAUAAUAAACUAAUUUUUUAGAUAAUUUAUAAACUAUAAAAAUGUAUUGUUGGUAAGAAACUGUUAGAUAAUUAAUAUUAAAAACUAGACAUCAAGAAUGGAAAUAAUAUAUUUUAAUUUAGAUUUUGACUUUAAUAGAUAGAUCUAUAAAUUAAUCAAUAAAUAUUUGGGGUUCCUUUUUAUUUUUGAUAAUCAUUUAUAAUUUAGGUAUUCCUCUAAAUCUAUAGAAGAUUAUUUUAACAAUAUAAUUAAUGGCAUCAAUUAGAUACUAUUGUGUACAUUAAGUAUCAUAUGGUUUAAAAGCUAUUAUUAAUUUAAAUGUUAUUUUUAAGAGAAUUAAAAAUUUCACUUAAAUUGAACCACUUUUUGCUUAGAUUCUUGAAUUUUAAAAUGAUCAUCCAAAUGCUAAUCCAUAAAGUUUUUUAGAACUUUCAAGUAAUAAAGAGUUGAGUUAAUUUUCUUUAAUUAAAUUAACAGAAAAAACUAAUUAAUAAACAAAACCAAGUUUUUAAAUAUUAUAAGAAGAAGUGAUUUAAAUUCGAUCAGUUUAUUGUUAUUGGGAUAUGUAAAAAUAACCAUUGUUAAAAAAUAUAAAUUUUAUUGCAAAUAGAGGAUAAUUAAUUAGUGUUAUAGGUAAAACUGGAUCAGGUAAAACUACUUUUUUAUAAUUAAUUUUAAAAGAAAUUCCUUAUAUUUAAGGUUAAUUGGAAAUAGCAGAAAACUUGACAUUUGGUUAUGUAGAAUAAGAGCCAUUUAUAAAUCCUAGUACGAUAAAAGAGAAUAUUUUGUUUGGGAGAGAAUAUAAUUAAGAAUUAUUUAAUGAGGUAUAAUAAAAUAAAUAUUUGAGGUCUUGAAAGCAUCUAAUUUUAUAUCAGAUUUGAUAGAUCUCCCAGAUUUAGAGAAUACAGAAAUAGGUGAGAAUGGAGCAACUUUAUCAGGUGGUUAAAAAGCAAGAUUAAGUUUAGCAAGGGCUUUAUAUGCAAUGCCAAGUGUUUAUUUAUUUGAUGAUCCACUUUCAGCAGUGGAUUCUAAAGUUGCUAAACAUCUUUUCUCUUAAGCAAUCUAAUAAUUUAUUUUUUAAUAUUAACCUACUAAAAAUAACAAUUAACCAAAUCCAUUAGUUAUAAUGACAACUCACUAAUUAUCUUAUGCAUUAAAAUGUGAUUAUAUUGUUGUUUUAGAAGAAGGUUAAAUUAUUUGUUAAGGAAAAGCAAGUGAUGUUGGUUUAUAAAUAGAGAAGAUAUUAAAUAUUUAACCUGUAGAAAUUCUAGAAAAUAAUUAGAAUUAAAAAAAUAAAUAAUAAUAAAAUUUUGAUGGAAAAAAGAAAUUAAAUAAAGAUAAUUUAUCUUAUCAUCAAACAAAUCUUCUAACUCCAAAUGAAAAAGUUAUAAAAACUGCUAAAUAGUUGAUAUUUUAUGUUACUAAAUCAAAAUUGUUAUUAAUAUUAAUAUUAAAUUUAUUAACUGAAAUUAUUAGAAAUAUAUUUUAUAGAUUACUUACUCUAAAUGAAGAUGAUGAAAGUAUUAGAAAAUAUACUUUUAUAAUAUUAUUAUUGGUAAUAAGUAAUUUGAUCAACAAUGUACUCAAAUAUUCAAUUUGUAGUUAUGUAAUUUUAGAUAUGAAUAAUUUAAUAUUUUCAAAAACAACAUUAGCUCUAGCUAAUGGUAAAAAAGCAUAUUUUGAUAAAUUACCAAGUGGUAUUAUAAUUAAUAAAUACUCUACAGAUUUAUCUAUCCUUGAUAAUUAAAUGCCUAUAGUUUUAAUUGAUAUUUUUGAAGAUGGAUGCUAAUUUAUUAUAUCACUUUUAAUGAUUGGAUUUCUUUAACCAUUCUUUUUCUUACCUAUAUUACUUACAUUGUUUUUGAGUUAUAUUUUAUUCAAAACUGUUGUUCAAAUUUUAUCUUAAUUAAAAAUCAAUGAUUUGGUUUAGAGAGCUCCUUAAUUAUCGUAAUUUAAGAUAUAUUUAUAAGGUUUGACACAUUAUCGUUUAUAGAAUUAAUUUAAUUAAUUAAAAUAGAAAUUUUUUAUGUUAGCAAAUAAUAGUUUUUAAUCAAAUUAUAUAUAUCAUUAAACUUAAAAGUGUUUUUCAUAAUAUAUAGAUUUGAUAGGUUUAUUUACAAAAACAUCAGGAACAUAUCUAAUAAUUGCAUUUAUAGGAGAUAAUUCAUUAUUUUCAUAAGCAUUAUUAUUAUUAUAAUCAUUUCAUUCUUAGAAUACACUACUUAGAUAAUUAAUGGAAUUGAGUGGAUUAUUCAACUCAUAUGAAAGAUUAUUAGAUAUAUUAGAGAUUGAUUAAGAGAAAGAUAAAGAGAAUAUAAAUAAAAUAUUACCAAAAGCAUGGCCUAAGUAGGGAAGUAUAGUUCUUAAAAAUUUAUCAAUGUAAUAUGAUAUGAAUUAAAAACCAGUUUUAAAAAAUAUUGAGAUGGAAAUAAAACCUGAAGAAAAGAUAGCAUUUGUUGGAAGAACAGGAGCUGGUAAAUCAUCUUUGAUUGCUGCAUUAUUUAGAUUAGUUGAAAUAGAUUCUUAAAGUUAAAUAUUUAUUGAUGGUUGCGAUGUUAGAGAACUAUCUUUAAAUUAAUUAAGAAAAGCUUUGGCAAUAAUACCAUAAUAGCCAUUAUUAUUUUAUGGAUCUAUAAAAUAGAAUUUAGAUCCCUAAAAUUUAUAUACAGAUUCUGAUAUUUGGAAAGCCUUAUCAGAAGUUAACAUGGAUAAUUUGAUUGAAUAAUAAAAACAAUUAUUGAAUUGUGAUAUUAUGGAUCUAAAUUUAUCGGCUGGUCAAAAAUAGUAAUUAUGUCUUGCAAGAGUAAUUUUAAUGAGAAGAAAAAUUCUAAUUCUAGAUGAAGCAUCUGCAAAUAUAGAUAUUUUGACUGAUUAGGCUAUUUAAGAAAUUAUAAGAUCUAAAUUUAUGGAUUGUACAAUAAUUACAAUUGCUCAUCGUCUUAAUACUAUUGCACAUUAUGAUAAAGUAAUAGUAUUAGAGAAUGGAGAAAUUGUAGAAUAAGGAAAUCCUUUUGAAUUAUUAAGCAAUGAUUAAAAUGCUGAAAGUAUUAAUAAGAAAACUAAAUUCUCAGAAAUGGUACUUGAAACUGGAAAUAAGAAUGCUCAAUAGAUUUUUAUUAUGGCUAAAGAAUCUUAUUAUAUAUAAUAAUUAAAAAAGAAAUAAAAAGCUAAAUUGUGA